CGCUCAGACAGACCUCACAAACUGAUGUUGUGUUAAUCUCUAUACAACCUGACUUUACAUCACAACACCGUCAGAUAAAUUGCAUUUUUUUAUUUCAGACAUCUGAACUGUUGAAGAAGAUGUUUCUCAUGUUUGUUUUUCUCUUUUUCUGCUUCACUUCUCUGGUUGGUGUGUUUGGUGAUGAAGUGAAGUCAGUGAUGGAGGGAGAUUCUGUUACUCUACACACAAAUAUUACUGAAAUAAAGAGAGAUGAUGUGAUGGAGUGGAGAUUUGGACGUCAAACGUCUACCAUAGCUAAAAUCAUUAACGGUAUUAAUCAAGUCUCAGUAUAUGCUGAUGUUCUUGAUGGGAGAUUCAGAGACAGACUGCAGUUAAAUGAUCAGACUGGAGAUCUCACCAUCACAAACAUCACAACUCAACACAAUGGAGAUUAUAAUGUAACCAUCACCAGCGCUACAGAGACCUCAUACAGAUUCAAUGUUAUUGUUUAUGCUCAUCUACCCGUUCCUGUCAUCACCAGAGACUUUUCACAAUGUUCAUCAUGUGUGUUGUUUUGUUUAGUGUUGAAUAUGAGAGAUGUGAGUCUGUCCUGGUACAAAGGAAACAGUUUAUUGUCCAGCAUCAGUGUGUCUGAUCUCAACAUCAGACUCUCUCUACCUCUGGAGGUUGAAUAUCAGGAUAACAACACAUACAGCUGUGUACUCAACAAUCCCAUCACAAACCAAACUCAACAUCUCAACAUCACUCAACUCUGUCAGAUGUGUUCAGAUACAACAGGUCUCACCUUGAUUUUGAUCUGUUCUGGUUUUGGAUUUCUGAUGAUUGUAGCUUCAGUACUGAUAUUCUGGAUCUACAGAAAACACAAAAACACAGAACAAGUUCAUACCAAUGGAGAGGAGAUUACUUACGCAGAUCCAACAUUCUGUAAAAGAGCAGCACACAAACCGAGAUCUGCAGUAGAGGAUGAUGUGGUGUAUGCAGGAGUCAUGAGACGAUAAACAAACUCUCCGUGAUUCACAACUCAACAUUCAGCCAUUUGUCUCAUCUUCAGUUUCUAUUUUAUCUUCAGAUUCUGACUGUUUGUGAGUUUAAAGUAUUUCCUGAACAGAGUUUGUGCAUAAAAUUACAUUUGAGAUGUCUGUCUUCUCUCUUGCUCCAAAUCAGUCACUUCCUUCAUUAAAUUUAAAAAAAGCAUAAAUAACAUGUUACAAGCUAAAAUGCAACUACAGGACAACAAUUCACCUAUUAUUAAAUAAUGUUAAUUAGAUAGCAGUUUAAUAAAAAGACAGUACUGUAAAACAUUAUCAGAAAGACAAAGAUUAAAAAGUAUUUCUGGUAUUUUAUUUUUGUCACUGAAUGCUUGUGACAGUUUAACAGCUUCAUUUCUGGGUUAAAGCAAAUGCUGAUGUGGAAAGAAAUGUGGGUUUGGUCUGUUGGUGGACAUGAGAUAUAUUUGACUGUUUGUGGUUAAUGUCUAUAUGUAUCUGUAUUUGAGAGGUGUGAUCAGUGUGUGUAGGUUUGUGUGAUGUGUGAAUAUCGUGUGGUUCUUCUUUUAAUGUCUUUACCUUAUCUUUCACUUUACACAAAACAGCUUUACACAAAAAUAAAGUACUUACCUCAUUAAUACUAACGUUUGAAAAAUAAAAGAAUCAAUCAAACAGUGAUAUUACUAUAUGGUAUUAUUAUAUGAAUAUCAAAUAUAAAAACUCAUAUGCAAAGACAUGCAUUUAUGUUAUUUAUCAGUGAUUUAAAAGGGGACACAGCACUACUCCAGGGGGGCCGUGGCCUGGGUUAAAUCAAAUUAUGAUGUUCAUAUGGCAUUUUAGUUCACUAUCAAGAGUCCUCCCCAAAAAGGAGUACAAAAAUUAAUCAAAACAAUGGGUAAGGAGAGAUGCCCACUGAAAGACAUGAGAACAUAUUGUUUUACUACAAAUUCCUGUUCAAAUUCAAGUGUUCAAAUGUUGAAUUUAUUGAUGGUUAUUGAAAAAAAAAACUCAGAGUCUUAGUCAUUCCCAUUCAUUUCCUGUGGGUGCCAAAAAUGUGCAAUAACAGCUUAAGGAGUGUUUUAAUUUCAACAAUUUAACAAUGUUCAAUAAAGUCCAGUUUUUUGGGUAUGCUUAUGUGGCAAACUUAAAAAAGUGAGCCUUUUAAGUUUUCUACUGAUCAGAUUAAGAGAAAAAAGUUAAAAUCAAAAAUAAUUUUGCCCAAAUUUGUUCCCAACAUCAAUUGAAGAUUAAACAAAUUAUUUGAUCCACAUUUUAAUUCUACAGUAAAUGUAGAUUAACUUCAAUCUUUCAAAACUUCAAAAAUGAAAUUCUAAAUUAAAUUUCAGAUCAAUUUUUAACUUGCAACUUGAAUCUACAAUUAAGUUGUUCUGCCAAUAUUAAAAACGCCUAAAUAACUGAUCUCAAGAUUUGCUUUGCUUCAGUGGUUUAGAGCAGCAUGUCAAUGUCAAAAAUAUUAAAUGUGGCGAUUAAUUAGAUACUAGCCAAUGAGAGCGAGACUAAGUAUUCACAGAAGCCAAAUAUGAAUUCAGUUUAAAUGUGAAAGAGAGCAUUGUUUGUUUGUUUAAUGCCAUAUAUAGCUUUAUUCAUGGGCAGAAUUGGUUAAUCUACACACAGGUUGCAGAAGAACAAUUUGGCAUCUCCAAUUCACCUACAAUGUAACUCUAUGCUUAACCACCACUGUUGAAGAAACUAACUAGCUAGACUAGCUGUUUCCCAAAACAUAGUAACUCUGAUGCACAUGUUGUUCAAAAAAUGCUGGUUCAGCAUGCUUAAUGACUCAUAACAUCUAUUAAUAAGGUCAAAUUAAAGGUAGUUUCUGUAAAUAACGAACAUGAAAUUUGACAACUACUUUUCUCCUAUUUAUGUUCUCCAUUGUUUUGUGUUAUUUUUUUGAUGUUUCUUUCAAUCACAAAUUCUCACAUCACUCCAGGGUUGAAUAAUUAUGAUGAA
Paramisgurnus dabryanus is the source of this 2957-nucleotide messenger RNA. RefSeq names its product SLAM family member 5-like. Lineage: Eukaryota; Metazoa; Chordata; Actinopteri; Cypriniformes; Cobitidae. The record is from RefSeq and is a predicted model, not a curated record.